AUGGUGAGGUCUACCAGGAGAGGCCCCUCAACGUCAAGGUCGCCCUCGUCCAGGCCGUCGCCGUGCCGCCGCUGCCGCCGCCGAGGCUGA
Molecule: messenger RNA, 90 nt
Organism: Acanthamoeba castellanii str. Neff
Lineage: Eukaryota; Discosea; Longamoebia; Acanthamoebidae
Product: RNA recognition motif domain containing protein
Exons: 1
Coding region: 1-90 (29 amino acids)
Source: RefSeq, a predicted model, not a curated record